UGCGCAGGGCCAGACCAAGCGAGGGGCGCACGGACGUUCGGCGCGCGAGCGUCGCGGUCGACGAUACGCCCCCACGGGCCGAGGUCAAACCCACAGUUGGCGAUGGUACACGCACCACAAGCAACUACCGACGGCUGACGGAGGAUGAAAUACAAAGGCGAAGGGAAAAAGGCUUGUGCUUUACUUGCAACGAGAAAGUUGUGCCAGGCCACAAGUGCAAAGGUAAGGAAAUUUUUCUAUUGGAAAUUGAGGAGGAACGAGAGGAAGAAAAGCCACAGGAAGAGUCCUGGUUGCAUAUGGCAAAGUGCAAUAAGCGUGGUCCUAGAAUGAUCAGAUUCACGGCUGAGAUAAAGGAUAUGUUGCUAGAGGUCCUGGUGGACAGUGGGUCGAGUUUAAAUUUUAUCGAUGAAGGGAUAGCCCGGAAGUUGAAAUUGGUACCCACAAAAGUCAAGAAGUUUGGUGUCAAGGUGGCCAAUGGACAUGAGCUGCAGGGAAGUCAAUUAUUCAAGAAGGUCCCGAUAACGGCACAGGAUCACGAGCUGGAAAUUGAUCUUUACGCCUUACCGCUUAAGACAACAUAUAUUGUGUUAGGAGUACAGUGGCUGGAAACGCUUGGACCCAUUACGACUGACUAUAAGCGAGGAAAGAUGAAGUUGGAGAGGGGCAAGGAGAAGGUAGAUAUCCAGCCGGGAGGAGAGGUAGAGAAAAUUCAGAUGGUCAAAGGAUAUGAGGAGAGGAAGUUUAGAAUUGAGAAAUAUUUGGAGGAGCCCAUCCGGUCGAAGUUGAUUGAUCUGGUCAGAGAUUUUGCGGAUAUUUUUGCUUAUACGGUGGAAGAAUUGACAGGGAUAAGUGCGGACGUGAUCGUGCAUCGUCUAAACAUUGACCUUAGUGUGAGGCCG
This is a messenger RNA of Striga hermonthica, 899 nucleotides long. The record is from the annotation of a GenBank genome assembly. NCBI's taxonomy places the organism in Eukaryota, Viridiplantae, Streptophyta, Magnoliopsida, Lamiales, Orobanchaceae.